Molecule: messenger RNA, 8022 nt
Organism: Rhipicephalus microplus (southern cattle tick)
Lineage: Eukaryota; Metazoa; Arthropoda; Arachnida; Ixodida; Ixodidae
Product: structural maintenance of chromosomes flexible hinge domain-containing protein 1
Biological process (GO): chromosome organization; double-strand break repair
Cellular component (GO): chromosome
Molecular function (GO): ATP binding; protein binding
Source: RefSeq, a predicted model, not a curated record
ACUGUAAUGGCGCUUCCUUGUUAGACGCGUCGGUUUUUAUUUCAUCGGAAAAUAGUUGCUGCGAGCUAAGUAAGUUUCUAUUAGUGACGCCUCGCAAUGAAAACACGCGCGCUCUUUCUGCUGUAUUUACUACAGACCGGAAGGGAUUAAAGACUGUGUAGGCGGGAAAGUGUCGUUCCCGUUUUUUUUUUAUUACUAUUUUCAACGAAGACGUUAGUUGUGGAAAACAAUAUGGCCGCAGCAAAUAAACAGUUUUUUGUUUACGACCGCCGGAAAAGCAAUACACCAGAAUCUGUGGUUGCCGUGGGGCCAAAGGAUGACUACCUGGAUCUAAGGACACGGAUAAUGAAGCACUAUGGGAUUGCCUCCUCGGAGCCAUUCGUUAUCUGCACAACAAACAGGGAAGAGAUUAGCAAGGCUACUUACGACAAACUUGAAGGGGGCGAGACCUUGUACGUGCUUAAGAACAUUGACCAAGAGCUCACAGGACAAACGUUUCAGAAGGUGGAGUACUUGCCACAUUAUGACACCAUCAUCAAAUCUGGCAUGUAUGAAUACUAUGCUUCUGAAGGACAGAAUCCACUGCCAUACGCAUUUGCAGAGCUCAUUGACAAUUCCCUGGCAGCCACGAAAAACAAUGUUGGUAGCCGGAAAAUUGAGCUGAAGCUGUACCUGGACGACAGCUCGCAGCAGGAGAGGAGCACCAUCCUUGUACUGGACAAUGGCUGUGGCAUGACCUCCUGGCAGCUCAACAACUGGGCCAUCUACCGGCUGUCCAAAUUCAUUCGCAAGGACAAGGCACUGCAGCUUGUAGAAGACGGUAACUCUGAUGAAGGGGCUCAGCACAAGCCUCGGUUUCUCAACAGUGAGAUCUCUUACUUUGGAGCUGGUGGCAAACAAGCUAUUUUCUUCAUUGGCAACUCAACGAGGAUGAUAACAAAGCCGAAAGGUUCCAAAGAUGUUCAUGAGCUAGUCAUCUCCAAGGAUGAGUUUGAGCGGCGUGAGAAAGAAAAAGGGCUCAUCUACUCUGGCAACAUACUGAACAGAAAGCCUGGAGAUGCGAGUCACGUCAGCAUAGAAGAGGAAGGGCUGCAGGAAAUCAUAGCAGAUGAAGUCAACAAAGAGCAGUUCACCUGUGUGGUCAUCUGGGGCAUCUCUAGUGAACAUGUUCAGUUUCUGAAACACAACUUCAGCACUUGGUGUUCUCAGCUGGCGCAUAUUUAUCACUAUUACUUGCAUGGUCCAAAUGGAAAUGUUGCCCCAGAUGAGGCUAGCCGCGCACCAUCUCCAUACCGGCACAUCGACAUAGAGGUGAGCCUAAUCAUGAAGAGCGGGCAACACAGGGUGGCCAACUUGCGAGACAUUGACACUGAUCCGGAGACGCUGUUGAUUCGUAGCACAUCUGACCAGUUUGACUUCAAGGCUACUGUAGAUGGCACCCGAGUGGUGGAAGGACAGCUGCGUUAUCACCCCUUUCUUUACGAUCAUGAGAGCUAUCCAUCAGAGCACAGUGACCACAGAGAUGGUGACGAUGAAGAUGAGCUUAUGGCCAACGGUGUCAAGCCAGCCCGAGGUCAGCGACCUAUCUUUGAGUGCUUCUGGAAUGGCAGACUCAUCCCAUACACCACAAUUGAGGAGUUCGACUGGUGCAGCCCUCCCAAGAAGACAAGAAACAUUCCCAUUGAAUGCUUCAACAGGAUUUCGGGUGUCCUCUGGACAGAUGAUGCAUUCCAAGUAAGCACCAACAAGCUCACUUUCAUGGAUCUGGAAAACAAGCUGCGGGAAAAGAACACCAUAUUUGCCCGCGUUGUCAAUGGCCAGGUGGUGCGUGCCAGCAUCGAGAAACACUUUUUCGAGUGGCUGCAGUCGUGUCACGAGCACAGUGACAAGCAGAUCAUGUUUGAGUCUUACCAAGAGACAAUCAGCCGAAGGGACACUCAAAAGUACAAGCAGUACCCCUGGGCCGUCUUCAAUGCCAUUGAGUGGGAUGGCAAGCACUUUAAGAAAGGACAGCUGAUCAGGACACAGCGAACAAACCCAAUCAUCAUUGGCUCAAUUCGAAGGUUCCUUUUAUAUGGUGACUACUCCGAGAGUGUCUGCGCGACAGGAGGGGAGGUGGAGAUACAGCAGGAGCCGAGAUCACUCUAUGAUGAGGUGAAGAUCUUCCCACUAGCAAAGUUGGAUCGCAAGGUCACCGAUUCCAUGCUGCAGAAGAUAAUUGAUGAAGAAGAAGGAAGGUUGCCCUCAAAGCUCUACGUUACAUGGCCUGAGGGAGAUCAGCUCUACCCGAAUGAGAAGCGGCCAGCUGGAAAGGCCAUAGGUGACAUCAAGGUGGAAAUUCAGAACAAAAAGGGGGAGAAUGUCAGCAAGUUACCUGGAGCUCAGAACAAGCGUCUUUCUGUGGAAAUGAAGAUUGUCUGGCACUCUGCAUCUGGUGAUAAGGUGGUCGCGCAGUACGUCUCUCCUCACAACAAGAAUUGGGGCUAUUGGUUUCGCAGGAUGGAGAACAUUCAGAAUUUGGGGGCCCACACACUCACCCUUCAAGCCAUGUUAAGCGACUCUACCACAGCUAUGACAUCUGGCAAGGAGUUGCCAUCGUUUAAGAUUCGGUUCACAGUGACAGAGGCUGCACCGGACAAGUUCAAUGUGGGUUACUUGGAGGGCCCAUUUCGUGUUGGCACACCCUUCCAGAUCCCGCUGGACUUUCUUGAUAAGUAUGGCAACUCAACCAAGCCAUCUCCAGACCUCAGACCAGAGCUCAAGGCCAAUGGCCUGGAAUUAUCCUAUGACAGUGUCCAAGCCAAAGGCAACACACUGAUAAUCAAGGGAAUUGUGGCCAAGGGGAUUGUUGAGUCAAACUCGGGAAAGAGCUUCAACCUGACGGUGAAAAUUCCCGGCCUUGAGGAGAACACGCAGACCCUCAAGAUUCGCUUACUUCCUGGGCCAGCCUAUGAACUGCAGGUUCUUCCUGCAAGUGAAGACCAGCUGUCAUUUGAAAAUGGUGCUACGCCAUCUUUCGACUUGUCUGUGCUUGAUAUGGCAGGAAACUAUACCUGUGAACCCAAGUUUGUUGUGAUUUGCAAGUUUCAGGCACCUCGUCAGACAGGCCUGCCCGUCUACACAGUGGAUCUAUCAAAUAGCUGCAAAGGCACCAUCACAGGCCCUCCUCUCACCUUGCGCCAAGUACAGAAGGAAGAGAAAGUCACUGCCAAGUUUGAAGUCCAGAACUAUAAGAACAUAGCACAUGUGGAGAGAGUGCUGACACUGCUGCCCAGUCACCAGGCAGCUGCUCUGCGCCUUUCUUGCACUGGAGAAGAUGGGAAGGAAAUGGAAAUAGAAAAUGGCCGAGACCUUCCGUGGGUGGCAGGGGAGACACUCACGGGGCUCAGAUUUGAGGUGCGUGAUGAAAUAGGGAAGCCCAUAACUCUGACCAGCAGUCUCGUCUCCAAGCUCAAACUUAACUGGGCAUCCGACAUCCCAAAGGACCAAGUCCUGGCAGGCCGCCUGCCAGACAUUAUUUGCCCAUCAUCUGUGAAGCAGUCUCUUUUCUGCCACAUGUCCAUCAACUCUGGUCGUGCCGUGGACUUUUCUUUUACUGUGAAGCCAAAGAAUGGUGAACCUGCCAUCCUGAAAGUGUCAUGCAAAGGGACGACGGAUGUACGGAUCGGUGAAGUCCACCAGUCGGACAUUCUCAUCAGUCUCACUGACAAGUACCAGAAUCCAAUCAAAAAGCUGCAGCAUAAGGACCUUGCUGAGCUUCUCAUCAUAGCUGAGGGCAUGAACUAUGACGAUGUAAUGAAGUCCUUAGACCAGAAUUGUGGCUUUCACGUGAAAGGCCUCAAGUUCAUGGACAGCAGCCUGGGGUGCAAGGAAGUGUGUUUCCAGUGGCGAAAGCUCAAAGACUACCUGCGGCUAAAUAUUGUUCCUGGUCCACCAGCCAGCCUCGCUUACACAAACUACAACCCUGCAGAGCCUGUGACAGUGACAUCGGAAGGAAAGAUCCCCAAGCCCUUGGUGGUACAGCUUCAGGAUGCCAGAGGCAAUCCUUCCUUGGAGUCCAACAUCAAGAUCAUCCUGGGCACCGACGAGGCUAUCAAGGCGAUACCUCCUCAGCAACCAGUGAAGACGGACUCCAAAGGAAAGGCUUCCUUCGGCAUUCUCACGCUUGCCCUCAAGACUCCAGUCGCUCCUAAGCCGUGCGAGUUCAACAUCUGUUCCACCAACUGCCGAGGUCUCUUCACGCUUGGCACAAAGGCUACCAUCGGCAGGACUAUCAUCAAUGGCCCUGUGCUGAAACUGCACUUGACUUGUGACCCAGAAAAGCCAGUGGAGCUCAACGUGGACUACAAAGGGAAAAAGACCUACACUGUGGCUGAUGAAUUGCCAGAGACAACUGUGCACGUGGUCGCAGAAGAUGGCAACGUCAUGUGCUCUGUCCUGGGUAAACAAUUGAGCAUGAAGUUGACUCGUAUAGACUGUGCCCCGAAGAACCACCAAAAGGUAUUCACAGUAGCUCCAGCUGAAAACACAUCUUCCAAUGGCUUUUACCACUUCAGGAAAGUGAGGGUUCCAGAAAAGUCUGGAGAAUAUAACAUGCAGUUCCACUUCAACAAUGGCAAGCAUGCAAUCAGCAGUGCAAUUAUAUCACUAACAGUUGUGCCGGAUAUCCCCGUGAAGCUGGCACCCCAGCAGGACCCUGUCAUACCUUCUGUUUCUAACCAAUCCAAAUCCUCCUGUCGGAACCUGCUCAAGUACCUCAAGUUGGAUCUCACAGACCGAUUUGGCAACAGCACAGCGAUGAAUAUGACUGGCGUGCUGACACUUCAGGUGAUCUCUCCUGACCCAUCUGUCAAGGAAGUCCCGCACUUUGAAGGAAAUGUAAACCAGUACCAAGUGCCUAUCAGCAAAGGAUGCGCAGUAGUGCAAAACCUGCAGAUCCAGGAGAACACUGAGGGAGUGGAUGGUUUCCAGUACAUCCUGCGAUUUACGCCCAAAUUGCACAAGACGGCCCUUCCCAAUUAUGAAGUGCCUUUCCUUUUUUAUAACGAUGCAUCAAAACAAGAAGAGAUGGCGAAAUUGACUAAGAAGAGGACAGAUCUGCUGAAGCAGCUGCAGACUUUUGAGGACCUCUUUCAGACAACUGAGAACAUCUAUACUGAACUCGAAGCUGUGAUCCGAGAUGCCCAGGCAGAAGAAUCCAAGUACAGGGGCGAAUUGAGGAGGAUUGGAUUCAACAGCAAUUUCAUCAAAGAUGAGCAACAAGUUGGUCCUGCCCUGAAGAUCUGCGAAUCGCAGAAGCAGGCGUUGGACAAUAAGAACAGGCGUGUCUACGUGCCUCCACCCUACCCAGAUGAGCCCGGUGUACUUGGCAAGGUUGGCCACCUUGCUUGGGUGGAAGAGGAUGAUGUGUCUGCUGUCCUGUCGUGGCACAUGAGAGGAGACAUUGAUGUUGUUGUCACGGAGACGAUGGACAAGGCGAAGGAUAUCUACCGCAAAACUAAUGGAAAACAGCAGGUCAUCGCUCUGGACUCAAUUUUUAAGAGGAAUACAGCGAAGGCGUUGCCUCACCUAAGGAACAAGUCAUUCACUCCAACAGGGAAUCCGAAGUUUGCACUAGACUACUUUAUAUUUCGGAAGGACCCUGAAGUGUGUCGAACUGUGUUUGCCAACUUCAUUGGGGAGACCAUCGUCUUAGACUCAUUGGAUGAUGCUACCAAGUAUAGGACAGAGGUGACGAAGUUCUGUGCCUGCCCAACCUUGCUGGCCAAGACAGGUGAGCGCAUUGCAAGCACGGGUAAGUUUGGUGGCCACCAGAACCGGGCACCUCCCAUCGGCCAGCUUCAGGGCAACGUCUUUGGGGAGCCGCCCACGAAGGACCUUGACAUAGUGCAAGACCAAAUUCAGCUCCUGAAGAAGCUAAGUGGGGCCAUGAAAAAACAGCGAGAUGCACGGACGGAACUGGAGAAACAAAAGCAGAAGGACACCACUUUUGUGAUGAAGAAGAAUGACUACGAGCAAUUGAAGAAGGAGCUGGCAGUGGUGGAUGAGGGCAUUGCAAGCCUCCAGGGUUCAGGCCAACAUGAUGACCGGCCUGUGCAAGACCUCGUGAGAAAUUCGCCUAGGCUCCAGUCUCUGCCAGCUGUACCAAUCAGCAGGUACCCUCCAGCUUCACCAAGAACACCCAGUGACGGCAGCACGAAUGGCGUUUCUCGAAGAGCACGCAUUCCUCCCGCUCCUGCCACUGCACCUGUGGAAAGGAAACGCAGGCGCAUUACGUGAUGCACUUUGAGCUCACACCAUCAUUCCACCCGUUGCGACUUAGCCUGCCGUAGGAUACCUCACUUCACUUUGUGCUUCAUUUGUAAACAGGGCUCUCUUCCUGAUCCUUUUCUUUAUUUUCCCUACAUUUUUCUUUCUGCUUUAUAUGCAGGGCAUCCUAAGCUCAUUUCUGCCUGCCACAACUGUUCGCGUGGUCAUCAUUAGUUAUUGCUGCCCACUAUGUCCUCUUUUAAUAUUGCUGACAGAUGUGUUGGCUGACAUGUUUGUUCACAGUGAAAUAAUUUACAUGUUGAGUGGCAACAUAUAAGGCGAGGAUAGUGUAGCACGUGUAUAUAUAUAGAGAGAGUACAAAGAUGCAUCUGUCUAGUUGAAAGUUAUUAUUUGUUUCUUGUGGAGAUAGAAAAACCCUUGUUUUUCUGCAUCAGUCACUCCUAUGCUUAUUUUUUUCCUCAGUGUCCUGCUUCUCAAUUGGCUUUGUAGGACAUUUUAUAUUUGGCUGGAAUACAGAGCAGGUGGUAAGCUGACAGAAAGUGCUUGUAGACAAAAGUAGUCAUUGUAAUGUGUGUGCUAUAGUCACCAGCACUUGAACGAGCCCCAUUACUGGCCAACAUUCUGUACAAUAAGUCUGUUUAGAAUUCUCUGGCCUAAUUUUGCACUGUACUUCAUUGGUUGCUUAACUCUUCAUUUCUUUUCUCCUUCCCCUUACUUAUUCUACCGCACAUUAUCACUGGAACAGAAAAUUGUUGAUUUCUGUGCGUGUCGAUGAUGUUCAAUCUGUGCUAGCCUGUUAAAACAUGCUAUUGGCACAGACAUCAGCCUUUUGAUAUUCACUGUUACUACAAAUAUUUGUUUCAUCUUUCACAUUUCACUGAUCAUGGCACAACACGGCUGAAAUCCUUUUGUGUAUAUUUUUGGUUUUACAUCUUUAUGUAGUUUUGUUGCAUAUGUCUUUAUUACUUUUUGGAAUGGCCACUUGUCUGUGAAUUCGUGCACUGCUAUGCCGUUUUUGAGACGUCAGACCUAAUUGAAUGUAUUGCAGGCCUGUAUCAUGCAAAGCUUGCUGAAAUUAAGUUCUUUUGCUCCCCAUAAAAAGACUUCCGGCGGUUGUUCAAGUUGCUUUUGUUAGCUGUGAAUCAAAAGAAACAUGAGAUUUACAUUCUUGUCAAGCCAAUAAAUACUUUUAUGCUGAUACUGUAAUUCUGAACUGUGAGCUUUUGAUAUACAUGCAUUUGUAGUUUGUUUGACUUAAUCUAAUGAACUGAUUUUAUUACUGGCAUGUGCAAAAUUCUUAUAUCAGACAGAUGUGAUGGUUUACUUUGCAUCUGCAAGCAGGCAAUCAGCUGAUCUGUUUUUCUUGAACAAUUGUACAUAAUUGUGUCAAUCUUAUGAGCUUGUUUGAAGGAAAGGUUUUACCCUUGUGUAGUUAGUGUUGGUAAGAAUUUCCAGGAAAACUGCAUUGGUGCAAGUGUUGUUUUUUUUCCUUGCUGUUCUUGGGUGAUGUAUUGAGUGGAUCCCAACCACGUAAUACCGUAAAGCCCGCCAAUGUUUGCUGCCUGAGAGGUGUCCUGUUAAGCUGCUGGUUGUACCAUAUAUCUUUAUCAUUGCAGAGUUGUUAGCUAUGACAUAGUCAUUUCAUGUUGAGGCCAUUCAUCUCCUACAGCCUACCUAUGUUUUACAAUGACAAAGCUGGAGGCACCUUGUCAUUUUGCUUUUCUGACAAUAAAGUGCUCAUUCGGAAGCAUA